CCGCCCCCGGCCCGGCCCGGCCCGGCCCGGCCCGGCCCCUGCAGCCGCGGGCGAAGUGGAGCUGGCGAGGCCGGGAAGACGCCGCCGCCGCUUUCUGCUCUCCUCCUCUCCCUCCCCCCCGCGCCCCGGCCGGGUCCGUCAACAUGGCGAGCGCCUCGUACCACAUCUCCAACCUGCUGGAGAAAAUGACAUCCAGCGACAAGGACUUCAGGUUUAUGGCUACUAAUGACUUGAUGACAGAACUACAGAAAGAUUCUAUCAAGCUGGAUGAUGACAGUGAAAGAAAGGUGGUGAAGAUGAUUUUGAAAUUACUGGAAGAUAAAAAUGGUGAGGUGCAAAACUUAGCUGUCAAAUGCCUGGGACCUCUGGUGAGUAAAGUGAAGGAGUAUCAAGUGGAGACCAUUGUAGAUACCCUCUGUACAAACAUGCUUUCAGAUAAAGAACAGUUACGUGACAUUUCAAGCAUUGGUCUUAAAACUGUGAUUGGAGAACUCCCCCCAGCUUCCAGUGGUUCUGCCUUAGCAGCUAAUGUUUGCAAAAAGAUCACAGGGCGUCUCACUAGUGCUAUAGCCAAGCAGGAAGAUGUGUCUGUUCAACUUGAGGCACUGGAUAUUAUGGCUGAUAUGCUGAGCAGGCAAGGAGGACUGCUUGUUAACUUCCAUCCUUCAAUUCUGACCUGUCUGCUCCCCCAGCUGACCAGCCCAAGACUUGCUGUGAGGAAAAGAACCAUCAUUGCUCUUGGUCACCUGGUCAUGAGUUGUGGCAAUAUGGUUUUUGUUGACCUCAUUGAACAUCUGUUGACAGAGCUGUCUAAAAAUGAUUCCAUGUCAACAACUAGGACCUAUAUACAGUGUAUUGCUGCUAUCAGUAGGCAAGCAGGUCAUAGAAUAGGUGAAUAUCUUGAGAAAAUAAUUCCUUUGGUUGUAAAGUUUUGUAAUGUAGAUGAUGAUGAACUACGAGAGUACUGCAUUCAAGCCUUUGAAUCUUUUGUUAGGAGGUGUCCUAAAGAAGUUUAUCCUCAUGUAUCUACUAUUAUAAACAUUUGUCUUAAAUAUCUUACUUAUGAUCCUAAUUACAAUUACGAUGAUGAAGAUGAAGAUGAAAAUGCUAUGGAUGCUGAUGGUGGUGAUGAUGAUGAUCAAGGGAGCGAUGAUGAAUAUAGUGAUGAUGAUGACAUGAGCUGGAAAGUGAGGCGUGCAGCUGCUAAAUGUCUGGAUGCUGUGGUUAGCACACGACACGAAAUGCUUCCGGAAUUCUACAAAACUGUAUCUCCUGCUUUAAUAGCCAGAUUCAAAGAACGUGAAGAGAAUGUUAAAGCAGAUGUUUUUCAUGCAUAUCUUUCUCUUUUAAAACAAACUCGACCUGUGCAAAGUUGGCUUUGUGAUCCUGAUGCAAUGGAACAAGGAGAAACACCUUUGACAAUGCUUCAGAGUCAGGUUCCCAACAUAGUUAAAGCCUUGCACAAACAGAUGAAGGAGAAAAGUGUGAAGACACGUCAGUGCUGCUUUAACAUGCUGACUGAGCUAGUAAAUGUGUUACCUGGAGCCCUAACUCAACAUGUUCCUGUACUUGUACCAGGAAUAAUUUUUUCACUGAAUGACAAAUCAAGUUCUUCUAAUCUGAAGAUAGAUGCUUUGUCCUGUUUGUAUGUGAUCCUCUGCAAUCAUUCUCCCCAAGUCUUUCAUCCUCAUGUUCAAGCAUUGGUACCUCCAGUUGUAGCUUGUGUUGGUGACCCAUUUUACAAGAUAACAUCAGAGGCACUUUUGGUUACCCAACAACUUGUGAAGGUUAUUCGUCCUUUAGACCAGCCUACUUCCUUUGAUGCUACUCCUUACAUCAAAGAUUUGUUUACUUGUACAAUCAAGAGAUUAAAGGCUGCUGACAUUGAUCAGGAGGUGAAAGAAAGGGCAAUAUCUUGCAUGGGUCAAAUAAUUUGUAGCCUUGGUGACAGUCUAGGCACAGACCUGCCUAGUACACUUCAGAUCUUUCUAGAGAGACUGAAGAAUGAGAUCACUCGGUUAACUACAGUGAAGGCCAUGACAUUGAUUGCUGGUUCUCCUUUGAAGAUAGAUUUGAGACCAGUCCUUGGGGAAGGAGUUCCUAUUCUUGCUUCUUUUUUGAGAAAGAACCAGCGAGCUUUGAAGCUGGGUACUCUUUCUGCGCUAGAUAUUUUAAUUAAGAAUUACAGUGACAGCUUGACAGCUGCCAUGAUUGAUGCAGUCCUGGAUGAGCUUCCACCUCUGAUUAGCGAAAGUGAUAUGCAUGUAUCACAGAUGGCCAUCAGUUUUCUGACAACGCUGGCUAAAGUAUAUCCUUCCUCCCUGUCAAAGAUUAGUGGCUCCAUUCUCAAUGAACUUAUUGGGCUGGUAAGAUCACCCCUACUUCAGGGUGGAGCACUUAGUGCCAUGCUAGAAUUUUUCCAAGCUUUGGUUGUGACUGGUACAAAUAAUUUAGGCUAUAUGGAUUUACUACGCAUGCUAACGGGUCCAGUGUACUCGCAGAGCACAGCACUUACUCACAAGCAGUCUUACUAUUCCAUUGCCAAAUGUGUUGCUGCCCUUACUCGAGCCUGCCCUAAGGAAGGACCGGCUGUUGUAGGUCAGUUCAUUCAAGACGUUAAGAACUCAAGGUCCACAGAUUCCAUUCGUCUUUUGGCUUUGCUUUCUCUUGGUGAAGUUGGGCACCACAUUGACUUAAGUGGACAAAUUGAGCUGAAGUCUGUAAUACUGGAAGCGUUCUCUUCUCCUAGUGAAGAAGUCAAGUCAGCGGCAUCAUAUGCCUUAGGCAGUAUUAGUGUUGGCAAUCUUCCUGAGUAUCUGCCAUUUGUCCUACAAGAAAUAACCAGUCAACCUAAGAGGCAAUACCUUCUUCUGCAUUCCUUGAAAGAAAUAAUUAGCUCUGCAUCAGUGAUUGGUCUCAAACCAUAUGUUGAGAACAUCUGGGCCUUACUCCUGAAACACUGUGAAUGUGCAGAAGAGGGUACAAGGAAUGUUGUUGCUGAAUGCUUGGGCAAGCUUACGUUAAUAGACCCAGAGACUCUGCUUCCACGACUGAAGGGAUACUUGGCAUCAGGGUCCUCAUACGCUCGAAGUUCAGUGGUUACUGCUGUUAAGUUCACUAUUUCUGAUCAUCCACAACCCAUAGACCCACUCUUGAAGAACUGCAUAGGUGAUUUUCUGAAAACUCUGGAGGACCCAGAUCUCAAUGUCAGGAGAGUAGCCCUAGUGACAUUUAAUUCAGCUGCCCACAAUAAACCAUCUUUGAUAAGGGACCUCUUAGAUACUGUGCUUCCUCAUCUUUACAAUGAAACAAAAGUCAGAAAGGAAUUAAUCAGAGAGGUGGAAAUGGGACCAUUUAAGCAUACAGUUGAUGAUGGGUUGGACAUAAGGAAAGCAGCUUUUGAGUGCAUGUAUACUCUAUUGGAUAGCUGUUUGGAUAGACUAGAUAUAUUUGAAUUCUUAAACCAUGUUGAAGAUGGUCUGAAGGAUCACUAUGAUAUUAAGAUGCUCACCUUUUUAAUGUUGGUGAGACUGUCUACCCUUUGUCCAAGCGCGGUGCUGCAGAGAUUGGACAGGCUUGUCGAACCUUUGCGUGCUACAUGUACAACUAAGGUAAAGGCGAACUCAGUGAAACAGGAAUUUGAAAAGCAAGACGAACUAAAACGAUCUGCUAUGAGAGCUGUAGCAGCACUUCUAACCAUUCCAGAAGCAGAGAAGAGUCCAUUAAUGAGUGAAUUUCAGUCACAGAUAAGCUCUAACCCUGAGCUGGCAGCCAUCUUUGAAAGUAUCCAAAAAGAUUCAUCAUCCACUAACUUGGAAUCAAUGGACACUAGUUAGAUGUUUGUCCAAAAUGGGGACCAUUAUGUUGAACCAUAUGAUGCACUGAAUUGACAGGUUAUGAGUAAGAAACAGAAAAAGUAUCUAAUCUAUACAUUGUUCCACUUUAUUUACCUUUAUGGGGACAGUUGGCUUUUCCCAUAAUUGCUUUUCUAGCAUUUAUUUCAGAAAUGUAUUUCCAUAGUCCAGAGUUUAACCACUCUUGUUUCAGUGGAUUUGGCCACAUUUGGGAAUUAAAAAGUUGACUCAUGGUGUAUGGAAAUAAGUUCCAGCAUCCAUUUGCCCUGUAAUGUUUAGGAUUAAAAUGUCGAAAUUUUGUGACCAUGAUUUUUUUUUUUCUUCUAUUCAUUCUUUCUACCUGUAAACAAAAAAGGGGGGGAGGUGGGAAUCAAGUGUCUAGGUGCACCAUGGUUUUUGUAUAACUUUUUAUUCUUUUUUGUUUCAGCUUCAUAAAUUGGUUUGGCUGGCAGAUGAAUUAUGUGUAAGAUUUAUUAUAUUAAAAAGAGAGUUUGGGCACAGUUCAAAAAGAGCAGACAUAAAUGUCAUUUUUACAGGUGUGGGGACUAGAAAACCAGUAUCCCUGUUGUGCACACUAAUUUUGCAUGAGCAAGUUUACAAAUAUAUAUUGUCUGUAAAACAGCAUGUGCAGUUUAUUCGUAAUGCAAGUUAAAAUAAGUUCUACUGUAUCAGUGCAGUUUUCAGGUAUUUUGACAUACAGGCCAUUCAUACAGGAAGGGGUGAAUGAAAGUUUGUUGUCUUAACCUGGCUUUUUUAAAUGCCAGUAAUAUGACCCUGCAGAUGUUCUUACAGUAAACAUGACAAUUUCUGCAGUUUUCAUGAGUUUUCAUUCCCAAAGACUGGAUCCACUGGCAUUGAGGUGGACAAACCCUAAGAUUGAAAGGAAACGAGAUGGAGGUAAAAUGAGCAGAGAAAACAAGAGCUGCUCAGUGGCUCCUGAACUCAGGAUUCAACAUUGCUUUUAUUAUAAAAGUAUGAAGGAAGUUUCUUCAGAGGAUUCAAUCUCCUAUUCUUCAUCUGACAGCUUUUGUUAAGGCACUAAUAUAUGGUGUUACCUAGACAAGUGUUGCCAGACCAUCAUUUUCUUCUGCCAUGUGGGACCACCAGUAGGCUGCAAUGCUGCAAGUGUCAUACAGUAUUCUGGUGAGACAGGAAACAGGGAAUGGCCAAUAGACUGGAGAGAGAGAGAGGGAGCAAACAGAAGAAAACAUUCUUCUGUGGAUAUGCUAAAUUUAGAAAUUUAGAAAUGGACCAGAAGCAGAUAGCUGGCAGUCCCGCAAUGAACUGGAUUUGGGAAUUUAAUAACAAAAAGAUGGGGGACCACUGCCUCAUUACUUGUUUCAUGCAACUGCUUAGUUGCCUUUUUCUUUUUUUCCAAGUCAGAUAUGAAUUUUAAUUUUUUUAGUUAACUGGUAUUUUUUUAGCUAGUUCGUUAUUUUGGAAACCUGUUACAUGGGUACGUGGCAUAAGCUGCUACAGAACUAAACAAGCAUUCAUUUUUAUGACCUCAGAGACAGUUUCCUGUGAGCAUUGGGGCUUGGGGGCAAAAUCUUCACCUUAUAUGCUUGCAGCUUGGGAAAAGAGAGGAGAUACUGGUACAUUUAACUUUAAUAGAAGGACCUGAACAAAGAAGUCUAUGAACUCAUUCAGUAGUAACAAUUCUAAUGCUGUAGAAAUUUUUGAAAAUGUAGCUUUCUCUGUCUCCAAAGUCUUCAUACUAAUGUAACAAUUGUCUUCUAGAAGUAGAAAUAAAUGAGAUUAAACAUACCAACAUAUCUAAAUGUCAUGAAAAGGAGUGGAAUGACUAGAGAGAAACCAUACAGUAGAAAAAGCACUGUGAAUUAGGUGUAUGUUAUCUUGCUGUAUAACUCAUCCACUUCAAUUGCAGCAAUAUACAGGCCUCCUAACUAAGAAUCUGUUGUGCUAAUUAGUUGUCAAACUAAUCUUUGAACUUUUUGUGUUUUCAGAGUAUAUUAAAAUUUUAUAGAUCUAAAGUUAGGUGUGAGAAUGGUAUGAUAAACAUGAAAUGUGAGGCCUAAACAGGAAAAGGGAGUAGGUCACAAUGGUAAGUGAACAGAGUGAGAGAUUUGUGUGUGCUAAUGUGCUACCAGAACAUAACACCUGAUGUGGUGGAGGCAGAUCAUCUUCACUUUGUUUUACAGUACGUUACAGGGGAGCAAGCUUAAGGACAGAAGAGAAGGUUGAGAUAUAUUACAUAGUGAAUGCUUUCUUGCAAAAGAGUAAUCUUCACUUUGACCACUGACGAAGCAGGUGGGAACAUAAGAAUUAAGUCCUCCCUGUAAAUUGCAGAAAUUCUGAGUGUGGUUGUCUCCAUAUAGCAGUUAGUUAUUUUGGUGAUGCGGGAAGACAAAUACAUAAAGAUUGUAACUGCACCAUAAUUACUGAGGUAAUUUAUUAGUGUUACAAAAUCUAACCAUGUUCGGUGUUGAAGUUCCACUCACUUUCACUGAAUCACUAGAUUGAAAGUUUUCUUUGGUUUUCCCUCUGUAUAUCCAAGUAUUUGUAUAAAUCUGGUGUGUUUAUGCUUUUUGAUCAAUUACAUUAAUGUUAUUCUGUUAAGGAAGAUGUCAGGAAUACCUGUAGCUGGUUUUUAAAUGCUGAAUAUUUGAAACUAAAUAUGAAAUUUCUCUCACUAAAACAAAACCAGAAUUCUGAAAGGCUGUUCUUAAGAUGUUUGGUAAAAUUAGAGCUUUCUAUAGUAUUUUUCAUCACUUUGCACACAGACAAUUGAGACCAAUUAACAAGCCUUGUGUGUAAUAUAGAAAUGGUUGGCCAGUCCUUGCAUAGUAGAUUCUUGGCUUGAAAUAUUUUUGUAUCUCAAAAGUACUUUGUGCUCUGUUUUUCAGUGAAAGAACUUGCCAUCCUUAUAAGAGAGGUUUUUUUUCUAAAAUUAUAAAUUGAAAACUACCAGUACAUCAAGAAUGCUGCAGUUCAGUUAUGUAAAUUUAUUUUUUAAUACAAUUUUCCUUCAAAGUAUGGCAUCUAAUAUAGCAGUUGACAAAAUAAAGAGAGCUGUACUACUUCCA
Molecule: messenger RNA, 6901 nt
Organism: Corvus hawaiiensis (hawaiian crow)
Lineage: Eukaryota; Metazoa; Chordata; Aves; Passeriformes; Corvidae
Gene: CAND1
Product: cullin associated and neddylation dissociated 1
Exons: 15
Coding region: 144-3836 (1230 amino acids)
Biological process (GO): SCF complex assembly; protein ubiquitination
Cellular component (GO): nucleus
Source: RefSeq, a predicted model, not a curated record